AAGCAUAUUACUUUUGAACUUUGAAGCGCUGCUAACACAAGCCACAGGCAAUAGAGGCUGUUAGCAGAGCUCGGUUUGCUAGACCUUCGUCCACCACCGCAACAGCCAUCAGUAGUAGAAUUACUUGAUUGAUGAUUAUGUCGGCCACGGCGGCUGCCUUAGCCUCCGUCCCUUCAGCUAUUAAGGGCGUCAACACCGCUACUUCAGCCUUCGAUGUUUCAUCCAGAUCUUCUCUACCAUUCCCGGUAGUGGUUUCACUCCCUCUUCAUUCUAGCUUAAAGAAACCGGAUGUGGCGAGGAGGAGGAGCACGAGUAGGAUCAUUUCCCGUCAGGUGGCGUUGAAUUCCAGCAAUUCGACCGUGGAUCAUGAUAUCUCACCGUCAUCGUCGCCACCACCGCAACCGGAAGAGGAUGAAGAGGCAAGUCGGGCAAGGAUUGGAGCUAGGGUUAGAGUGAAUGGUCCGCUGAAGGUUUAUCACGUUCCAAAAGUUCCGGAGAUGGAUCUGACGGGAAUGGAAGGGAAUCUCAAGCAGUACGUUGGGUUGUGGAAGGGGAAGCGUAUCUCCGCCAAUUUACCAUACAAGGUGGAGUUUUUUACAGAAAUUGAAGGGCGUGGUCGUGUCAAGUUCUUUGCCCAUCUCAAGGAGGAUGAGUUUGAUUACAUUGAUUAACUAUUUUUCUCUUGCUUUUCGUAUAAGUAAUAACGAAUACCGUUGGAAGUAUGUAUGCCACUUAGACAUCUGUUUAUUAAUCCAUCAUUAUUAAUUGAUGUUGAUCGUUUUCAGCUUUCCCAAAA
Molecule: messenger RNA, 796 nt
Organism: Tripterygium wilfordii
Lineage: Eukaryota; Viridiplantae; Streptophyta; Magnoliopsida; Celastrales; Celastraceae
Product: ferredoxin-thioredoxin reductase, variable chain, chloroplastic-like
Exons: 1
Coding region: 132-671 (179 amino acids)
Biological process (GO): photosynthesis
Source: RefSeq, a predicted model, not a curated record